GUUUCUACGUAUUUAUACAGUCCUGGCUUACAUAUGUUCUAAGUUUCUACGUAUUUAUACAGUCCUGGCUUACAUAUAUUUUAGUUUGAUUGUUCCUGAUGAAGGCAAAUCAAGAAAAGCGAUUCGGACGCACACAAUUUAUUAGAUUGUAUUUUAAUUUACAGGCACUCGGUCGAUACCUCUGUUGCUGGACCGUGAGGGUAUCAUGAGCUCAGUAAUCAGUCAUUCGAAUCGGAUACUAAUAUUGUUGAUAACAUGUGUUACUAAAAUUCCCCGUUGAUUAUAAAUUAAGAAAUUACUAUGAAACUAAGAUUCCAACUCCCUCAUGAAAUGUAUACCUUCGAUGUUUUUGGCUAUCUAUUAAGGUCCCUUUCGGUCAUAUAGCUCCUAAUGGUUUUUGUGGAUUUAUACAUCCCUAGUUUUCAAGUGUUUGUGUUCGAGUGAUCCAGGGCAGGUAAAUUAAAAAAGCGCUUUACCUUUUGAAUGGAAAUUAUACAAAAAUGAGACGCUUUUAGAAACGGAAAAACAAUUAAAAUUGUAACAUAAAUGAUGGAUUGGAUCAGGAUUAUGUGUAAUUCACAUUAUUUGUAUUUCUCUCCCUACUCUUGAAAAUUCUGGAGGUAUUUUCCGACCCAAAUGGACUACAAACUUUAAGUAUCGGAAAAUAAUUUCCUUUCGAUUUGUUGUGUUUGUUUAUUUGUUGUCAAUAUGCUUUUUUCGUUUUUCCCAUGGUGUUGUCACUUCGACUUAAAAAUAUUAUUGUCCCUCUUGUAACCUCCACCUUUUUUUUUUAUAUACAUGUACAUUCAUUUGCAUUUAGUAUAUGCACAGUGGAAACAAAUCCUGAAGAAAUGUAUCAAUACAUUUAUAGACUAGUGAAAAGCAAGAACACUUAUUUUCUAACUUAAAUGAGUUAUACCGGUUGUUUAGUAUAAACUAUAAAAAUACAAUCAAUAAAAAUAACAACAACAAGACAUCAUCUUUGUAUUUAUCAUUUAACAUAAAGAAUUUCAUUUAAACAUUUACCAAGUUGUCAGGUGGUCGCGCUUUAAAAGCGUACAAUGAACUUCGGCAAUAAACAGAAAGAAAGUCUUCAUUUUCCGUUUUUUUUUCUCCAGCUUGAUUAACUUUUUAAUACAGAUCAGGUAGUUUUGAUCUAAUUAGUCGCCUCUAGCCAUGGUCAACGUUAAAUCAAGGGUUUUCUGUUAUAUCUUGUUGCGAAUACCGAAACCAAGGAGUUAGAAUAACGAAUGCGCAAACCGGCCAUCUUACAAUUCCCGCAAGCUGGUGUUAUGACGUAAAGUUAAUAAUCACGUAACAUAAAAAUUCCGCUGGCCUUUGGACUUCACCUUGCGGCACGCAACAGAGGCCGAUUAGGCCAUACAGCAGAGAAAAGAUUAAAGUUGGGACAGCGUGAGUUAAUCUAACAUACAAGCAGUUUUUUAAGUUGACGUGCACGAAAAUCUUUGAUUUAAUUGGAGGUGCACCUAGGACAUGUCUCGGGGACUUCCCUUAUAUACGGGUUCUUAACCCUUGAACUGGUUUGGUUCCACCUGAAUAGUUCGUUUAUAGGAAGAAGGAUAACGCAGUUUGGAAAAAAAAAAUUAUCAAGAAUUGCAGAGUUAUGUCCCAUCUGAGAAUUCGACUUUAGCCUUAGAAUAGACCAAUCUCGAGUUGAUUUGUUUUAUGAAUGACAUGCACCAGUUGGCACGAAGUCUAUCGCCGUAAAUGUCGUCAUUGUCGGAAAACAAUUGGUUCGUUUUUGUGACAUACAUGUAUUAACAUAAGCAUUUUGAAAUAUGAAAUUUACAGGAAAAUGAAUGAAUUUGAAAGUCGUCUAAAAGUAGAAACAAAAAGCUCACCAAUCCAAAUAAUAAUCAUAAUAAUUAAGACAAUAAGAUAUAUUGAAGAAAAGUUAAAUAUGAUUUUUACCGAUUUAUACAUAUAUACAUUUGUGUCGAAUAAAAAUUUUAGAAGAAAGAGAGGUAACUCAUUGUGUCUUUAAAGGAGAACUAUAAUAUGGUACAUACAGAUAACUAUCUGAGGUCACAUGAUUUUACGUCAAUACAUGUACCUUUGUAACUGUAAUAUGCUCUAUAUUGUGAUAUAUUUUGUUGGAUUGAAGUUGAUAUAUUUUCCGUGUUUUAUUUCUAUAUUGAUUUGAUUUGAUUUUAGAUACAGACUACAAAGUCAUCAUACUACUAGCUUACAAAUUCAACAACUAUUAUAGGUCACCAUACGGCCUUCAAAAAUGAGCAAAUCUCAUUCGUAUAGUAAGCUAUAAAAGACUCCAAAAAUAGCACGUUAAAAAAUGAUUCAGCGUGGUUAAUUUGUUUAAAAAGCAGUGAUUAUAUUCAUAUGCAUCAAUAUGUUCUCGUCUUGAUAUGCAUGUAGUAUUUGCCACUGGACGUGAGACAUCAAUAAAUCCGAUAUGAAAAGUUUAAGUGGAUUAGAAGUACGUAUGAUCAUGUUUAAUUUGAAACAAUAAAAAUAUUAAAUAUAACUUUUAAAGCUCAUUUUGUUGUUUUACAUUUAUAAAAAAAAUAAAUUGUCAGUUUUAUGCCAUUAAAGAGGCCCAUAAAUGUGGAUAUUUUUUUUUUAUUUUCCUGUUUCACUAACCACUCUGCGUGAUCUAUUGACAAACACUUUACAAACUUGUGCUGAAUGAAUUGACAAUUCCGUGUCUAUGUAUUGAUUCAAGAUUUAAAUACCUUUAAUUGCACAUUUUAACACUCAAUAUUGUAAUUUUCGAGUACGAUCAACCAUGUAUUUUCAUAUUCUACCAAAAUAAAAUGUAAUAUACAUCUGUUGAUUUCGGCCAUAAAAGCCUAUAAUGGUCACACUAAAACUUGUCUUAAUGCAUUUCUCACACGAAUUGAUUUCAUUUAAGCUAAAAGAAAAUAUUGUGAAUGUAUUUCGAUGUUUACAGAUUGUUAAUGACUUUUUACUUGUCACUAGAUCAUUAUGAUUAAAUGUGUAUUAGGUAUGUGCGGUAAUUCAUUUAGAGAUACUUUAAUUACUGAGCUAUCACGCAAAUGAUAAAACUUCAAUAUAAUGUUUCGAGAUUUGGAUCGGAGAUCGAAUAAUUGUAAUCAACUUGCAUGCAAUAUAAUGUUGUAUUUUAUGAAGUAAGGUCACAAACAGGAAAUUUCAUCCAAUAUAUGUUUAUAUUGAAAUCAAUUCCUUGGACUUGUUUAUUUUUUUCGGAUUGAAGCGAUGUGUUUAAUGUUUGUAAGUAUGAAAUUGUAUCGUUUAAAAUUUUUGAUAUAUAAUUGAAAAUAGCCAUAAAGAGCUCUUAUAUACUGUCGAAAAUAAAAAUAUUAAUUUAAAGAUAAAUAACAUUUCUGUUAAAGUCUUUCAACAAAACUUUUAAAUUCACGUCUUUGUAUCUUCUAAGUUUGAAGUAGACAAACGUUUUCACAUAAAAUCUUAAGCCGAGACGGAAAAUAUAAAAGUUUUAUUGAAAAGAGUACAGUUUUGUUUACUAUUGAAAUUGGUAAUAAACCAAACAAGGAGAGAAAAAUACACGAAUACAAAAAAAGAGGCAGAUAUUUUGCAACUCGGAUGUGCACAUACUGAUGAAAGGUACGUAAUUUCAUUUGUACAGAUUGUUAAAUAUCUUUGUGAUACUUGAUUAUCUAAAAAAAGUCUCACAUAUACAAUUUACAAAAUUUACGCUUUACAAAAAGGUUUUCUCGGUCAACUCCAUGAUUAUGAUGAAAACAUACCGCCAUCAGCAAGGAAUUCUGCUCAGACUUGUCUUUGAACUUGUAGUGAAGUUUGAGCUUGCCUGUCCUGAAUGCUGACAGCGGAAGUUAUAACUCAUGCACUUAAAAAAAAUAAUCAUUGACCAUAAGGGGGAGGGGCUCACUCCCCAGCUCCUGCAUGCAUACGCCCUUGAUUUAUGUGUAAAUCACUUUUAUAAUUAUAAAACCAUUUUGUCUAAUAAUUUUACUCCUAAUCACUGUCGCGGCAUUUUAAAGUAUUAUAUUGCGUGAGAAAAUUAUUUUUUUUCUUUUUAAUUACAAUUUACCAGUAUUCUGUGGCAUAACCGAAAGUGAUUUUAUCUAUUUAAAGUACAAGAUAAUUUGUUUUGGAGAAUUUAACCCUACCUAUUAACUGAUCUAAAUGUAUAAGGUCAAACCAUAAAGUUUGUUAUUCAUAGUAUAUUAUGUUCAACUUGAUGAUUGAGUAUACGAUUUGAACCUGGAAAAUCCUGCACACAUACAACCAUGAUGGCGGCAUCUAUAAUAUACUUUAUAGAAAUAAUUUUUCUUCUGAGUUCAAUACUAUCACGUUACAUUGAGCAAACAAAUUAUUCUAAAAUAUAAUACUAAUAGGUGAUUAUUUAACAGUAUAUUAUUUAAUGGACAGACGAAUAAUAGUCGUAACUACUAUUGUGACGACAAUGAUUAUGAUGCUUCGGAAGUCAAUUUAUAUAUAAAGGCCAACUCGACUCUCUAUUGUCAAAUCAAGCUGCAAAAUUUUAAUUCUCGUUGAUUUUCCUGCCGUUCAAUACUUUAGCAUAGUCGCUGUUCUAAAUAAUGGAAAAACACUUCGAUCGCACAAUAGCUAGACGACACAAUUAGAUCUAAUGCUUUCUAAUUAAUAAGUUUUUAUAUUAACCAAUACUGCAUUUUCUUCAGUAAAUAUGUCUACGAAUGAGGUAUCUGGUUGACAAUUGUGAUUUAUUAAAAAAAAAUCAAUUCAAACAAAUCCAAUAGCAACGUUAUUACUGAGGAUUAUCAUAUGCGGUACUUAUCAUUUUAUUUUCCUAGUUAUGCAAAAGGAAUGAGAUGGACUUGUUUUUGUUAGAUGUAUUUCUGCUUUGUAUCGAUCUGAUGAGUUAAUCCCUAGGAUGAAAUUUGAAAAAAAGGCAGGACAGGAGUUUUGAGUAAAAAAAAAGGCAGGAUAAGCAACUUGGCAAAAAAAAAAAAGGCAAAAUGACAAUUUAUGUAAAAAAAGUCAGGAUAAACUAAUAAAAAGGCAUGCAGGACCGAAUAGAGUGGAAAAUAAAAAGGCAGGACAGAGAUUACAACUAAAAAAUUUAGUUUAAUUACAACUGAAAUUUGAAAAAAAAGGCAGGACAGGAGUUUUGAGUAAAAAAAAAGGCAGGACGAGCAACUUGGCAAAAAAAAAAGGCAGGAUGACAAUUUAUGUAAAAAAAGUCAGGAUAAACCAAUAAAAAAGGCAGGACCGAAUAGAGUGAAAAAUAAAAAGGCAGGACAGAGAUUACAACUAAAAAAAAAUUUUUCAUCCUAGCCCCCCAUAAAAAUCAAAUGGUAGCUCCUUUAUUUUUAUAUUUGAACUUUUCUUUAAUUCAUCGAUGUUGGAUUUAAUGUGAAAUGGAAUUUGUUGUUUGUAAAUCGCUAGGCACAGAAAAAGGGGAUGAGAGUGUACUGACUGUUUACACCAGGUUCCCGGAUUUCACAGACUAAUUUACUAUGUCCACACAUAAAGUAAUAAUCAAAUGCUUAAAAAAGAUAAUUUUAUUCUGAUAAAUUCCUACAUAUUUUAUGAUGUCGUCUGUCGUGCUUGUAGUAGUGCUGUUAUUGUCGACUGCAGUACAUUUGUAUAUUUAGUAUUGUAUUGAAUUACCAACUUUCAAACUAAAUCUUCUUAUUUCCCCUAAUAACUUCCAGCAUUCUUUGUUAUAGUGUCGUUCUUGAAAGUGACUCUCUUUUGUCUUCUGAAGUAUAUUUGUACCGAUUUAAUAGAGUUACGUUCUUUUGGUGGACUCAUUUUUGUAAUGUGCUUUCCUAUACAGUGUGUAUGUGCUUUCCUAUACAGUGUGUAUGUGCUUUCCUAUACAGUGUGUAUGUGCUUUCCUAUACAGUGUGUAUGUGCUUUCCUAUACAGUGACUUAUUUAACCAAGAAUCGCACAACUAGUUAAAAAAACACAUCGCAUGUUUUUAUAUAUUUCACCGGUGUGGGUGUAUAGAAAUAUGGUUAUCCCAUCUGGCAAUCAAUCCUAAUCUACAGUGGGCGUUCGUAUUGGAUGUUUUGGAUGGAUAACUGCGAAGCCCCCUCCGGUUGAUAUGAGGUUGGACGAAUCCCAUGACGCGUGUUGGAAGAGUGGCACGGUAAAGAAACCGUACAACAAUUAAUUUAGGAUUCUAAUCAGUAGAACACAAAGGAACAUGCAAUAAAAUGCUUUGUCAUUUUCUUUCUAUAAGUAACAACUUUUAAUAAUUCCGCCUUUUCAUACAUUUCAGCAUAUGACUGAAGUUUUUAAGAUUACUAGAGAUACCAAGGCUUUAUUGUUAAAAUAUUCCGUAUCAACUUCACAAAUAAUACAUGAUGGUCUUGAAGUAUAGAUUCUAGUUACGUCUUUGUAAAUCAUCAACCUUUACUGUUAAGUCCAUUUUUGGUAAUAUCCGUUUUGCGUGGCUCGGUACUUAUACAUCCCGUCAUUGUGUUUUUGUGCAAUGGUCAUUUUUGUAUUCUUGUCUUUCAUUUUUGCUGAUGUGCUUUGUCUAUAUGCCACUUUGUUUUUCUUUGUUGACAUACUUGUUUGUUUUUAUAGUGAUUAAGAUUAUAACACAAUCAUGAUCUUGUCUGCUGUACCCCUAUUUUUGACAUUUUAACCUAUUAUGUCUGUUUGUUUUGUUCACGCAUUGUUGUCAAUAUAACGGAAUUUUAUGCGACUGUCAUACAAGUGAUAGGAUUAGCUAGCUAUAAAACCAGGUUUAAUCCACCAUUUUCUACAUAAGGAAAUGCAUGUACCAGUCAGGAAUAUGACAGUUGUUUUCCAUUCGUUUGAUGUGUUUGAGCUUUUGAUUUUGCCAUUUGAUAAGGGACUUUGCGAUUUGAAUUUUCCUUGGAGUUCGGUAUUUUUGUUAUUUUACUUUUUACAUGAUAACGAGAUCAACCAAUUCGUAUCGAUAACGAAUAUUCAUUAAUCUACAGUACUUUAGUACAUGUACUUAAGUAUUAUUUUAUUUAACCCAAUCCAUAUUUAAGAUAUUUAAUAAUCCUUUUCAAAAUCUUUUAAUCAAUUAAUAAUUCAUUGGUAAUGGUUAAGAUAUAUCUGUUAAAUUUUAGAUAUGAAGGCUAUUUUAACUAGAAUAUUAUAUCACGGUAUUGAUUAUAAUAGAUGUAUCAUAUUACUGUGUACAGAGAAGCAAAGGUUAAACAUUUAGAGUUGUUUCAAAGUCAAGAGAAUCAACAUGGUACUGAUGCAAAGAGUUAAAAUCUGUCGUGCAAAGAGCGAACGUGCUCAUUCUAUCGAUCAAUGAAUUGUGGGAAUUUGACAAAAAAGAAACUCAUUUCCUGAGAAAAAAAAGGUAGUGCAAACACAUUAGUCGCGCGUGAUUUAUUUAUAAAGAGUCACCAGGAGUUGAACAAUAAAAGUAAAACGAAUAUAUUAAUUCACUUUGAUAUUGAUUAAAAGAUUUUGUAGGCAUUAAAAUAUGUUAAGUCUAAACAGUUGUUGCCAUCCGAUGAUAAACUAUAGUAGGUCAUGACCCAACAUUUAGGGUUCAGAUUGUGGGUCAUUACGCAAAUAUCAAAUAUCAUCUCCCUCUCAGACUAUUUUCUCGUAGCAGACGGUUAAGUAAAAUAACUUUCGGCUUAAUUAAAUAUAUAAGUUCAGUUUCAUCACAAUACUGAAAACGUAGAACAUCCACUUUCUAAAUAUAAAAAUUCCGCCAUUAAUGGAGUCAAUUUUGGGUUAAAUUUGAAUGUUGGGUACAUCUCAUAUAUGUCGUGUUGUCCAUAGUUGAACAGGUUUUGGGGAUGCAUGAAGGUAGAAUUUAAAACACUUUGAAUGUGGUUUGUUUUUCUUUUUAAUCCACGUGCCAUUAAACAACAUUAAAGUGCUGUUUCACGCUUUGAAGUGUGAAUUAAAGCAACGGUUACUCUAGUUUACCCAUGUUGACACCUUAUUAAUCUAUUUAGAAGAUACAAAUCAAGAUCGAAAAAACUAAAACCGAGGGAACAACAGGAACCUAAAAAGAAACGAAACCGGAUGCGUCGACAGGGUAUAGGCGUCUCCUGCCAUAAAAACGUGCUUCGUUGACAACGGUUAUAUCCUAUGUAUCUCAAUGAUACAAGGUUGAUCGGAGAUUACUAAAAUAUUUCUGACAUUUUUCUGUUGAAAAUGUAUGAAAGAAAUAUCGUCGUUUCAAUUGAUAUAAAAAUAAGAAGAUAUGGUAUGAUUGCCAGUGAGACAACUCUCCACAAGAGACCAAAUGACACAGAAUUUAACAACUAUAGGUCACCGUACGGUCUCGACAAUGAGUAAAACCCAUACCACAUAGUCAGCUAUAAAAGGCCCUGAAAUGACAAAUAUAAAACAAUUCAAACGAGAAAACUAACGGCCUGACUUAUGUACAAAAUAAUGAACGAAAAACAAAUAUGAUAUACAGCAACAAACGACAACCACUGAAUCACAGGCUCCUGGCUUGGGACAUACACAUACAGAAUGUGGCGGAGUUAUACUUGUUUAAAGGCACCAACCCUCCCCUUAACCUGGGACAGUGAUGUAACAGUACAACAUAAGAACAAACUAUAAAAAUCAGUUGAAAAGGGCUUAAUUCAUCAGAUGGAUACAAAGCAGAAAUACAUAUAACAAAAAAACACAGAGUGGAUGUGGCAAGGUACUUAUACAUCCCCACAACAAAAAGACACUAAGUAAAGAUCUGAGAGUACUCGCAGUUACUGACAGCUAGUUUAAAGCCAAUAACAACUAAUAAAAAAAAAUCAUUCAUCGAAACCUAAAAUAUCAAUCAGUACACAUCCAACAUCUAAUGGAUUUACUGUAAAGACAUCAUUAGCAGUCACUUAAUUAAGUCAGUUAAUUGACCCUAUUUGAUAAUGUCAGUUCUAAAGUUUAAACAUUUAAGAUUUUUUGACUGGGAUAAAUUCAUCGGAAGGACACCCUCAUUUGAUAUCUAAUUAAGGGUUCUAUAUGGAAGAUUCUUUUAAUAUCAAUGAUUUGACAUGUCAAGAAUCGAAUUUUUUAAAUAACACAUCUAGAUGCAUUUAUAAAAAAAUGAUAUAUAUUCAUCUUCGCAUCGACUGAAAUCAAAUUUCGAUCCAGAAAUUGUCUACAGUCCAACCAUGUACCCUCCCCCUAAAAAACAAAUGAAUUCAGAACCAGUCCACACCCCUUUUUCUUUUUCUUUAUUUUUUCUAUUUAACUUCCCACACCCGCCCUUUCGUAAAAGAUUUAAAUAUAAUGUGAAUAUCAUAAAACUUUGUGAAGAUAAAUAAUAUGUUAAAGUCAAUUUGUGUUUAUUUAAAUGUUAAAAUAGUAGACAAUCUUUUGUUGUUAAAUCCACUUCUCACCGGUUUUGACGAAUGUUAGAAAUUCAAAUAUUUUAUUAAUCAUUUAUAAACAAUUUAAAUGAAAAGAAGUAUUAAAGUGUUUCAUGCAAGGUUUAUACGAGAUUUAAUUUCAAAUUAUAUGGCAUGAAAAUGUGAAGAAUAGAGAGAAAUUGGAAUGUUUUCUUAACAUAAUAUAUACAUUUCACGUGUAAAGAAAGGGGACUUUAAAAUAGACAAAGUGGAGUUUUAAAAUUGAAAAUUUAACAGUUAUGGAAUAGUAAAAAUCGUUUGUUGUCGUGAAUCAACUGUGGUUUGUUUUCACAAAAAAUGGAAGAAGAAGAACCCAGUAUGUUUUGUCAUAUGAAGUAAUACAAUAAAAUGUCAACUCAGGUGGCAAACAGUCCAUUCAAAGCUUAUUUAGGAAAUGAGGAAUUAAUGCUGGAGAGACAGAGAGCACAAUCCAGAUUAAAACAAAGCAAAGACAGAAAUAGGAAAGUUGCAAUUGAAUCGUCACACAACAGAUAUUUUACCGAUGGAGUUCGUGCGCCAUUGCUGUCUGAUAUUAACUUUGGACAGUCUUGUUGUUUGGACGUUGUCAGACCAGCCAAAAAAUUUCAUUCGACCGGAAUCACAUCGCCCGAGAGUCCCGGACGUAAAACUGCUAUACCACAUAUUCCUCUUGAGAAAGAAAAUAGUAACGUCGUGUUUUCCGAACGAUCAAGCAAUACGAUUAAAUCGAUAAAGUUUUUACUUCCGGAUGGAUCGCUUCGGUCACAUGACGAAUCUACUAUGAGCUCUAGAAGUGCAAGUGAACUUGAUUUAAGAUGGAAGCGUUCUAAAAAUAGUCCAAAACUUGAUGCAAGAGAUAUUUUAUACCGCAACACAUACUGUGGUUCACCUGAUCUGCGAUAUCAUUCAAUCACGUUGCCCAGCAUUGCUUCUCAGAAUAAAACUGCCGUUCCACGUGUUAGCAAAACUAAAACAACUACACCUAAGAAAAAGAUAACAUUCAAAGAUAAUGAGCAUAUGCAAGCAAAGUUUCAAGAACACUGUGUGUUAGAUUCUAAACUCGAAAAACAAAAGAGCAUUCAAACAACAGUAGAUAUAGGAUUUUUAAAAGUUCAAAAGAUAAAAUCUCAUUUAGAAGAGAUUCAUAAUGGAAAUGAUGAUUUUUUAUUAACUGUAAGACAACCAACAGAUCUUCAUAAUCAAAACUCAAAUCAUCCUAUGGAGCUCCGAACAGAAAGGCCACUGAAGUACGAAACAGUGGGACCUCAUGGUUCCCGUCUUCACAGGAAACAUUCAACAUUGCGAACUGUUUUUCCAUAUUUUGACAAGGAUUAUAAAUCAGCUGAUGCUUACAAAGAAUAUCUAGAAAUGGUAAAAACGAAAAUGGUGUUAAGUAGUCGAGAAAGUACGAGAGUUGGCAAUGAUUCAGUAUUAUCACAUUUUGGGCGUGACAAUCGAGUGUUACAAUCUGUGAUUGACGUCAAUACACCGACAGAUCGACAUGGAGCUUUAUCAAAUGACGGCAGAUCUUUAGUUAUUGAAAUAAAACCAACAUGGAAUGAAAUUCCUACUGGUCUUCCAGACGAUGAGGAAUCUGAUGAUUUUCGACCAGAUAAAUGUCCUGUUAAUACUCCAGCUCAUGAUUAAUACAGCAAUUAUUGACCAGUCAUACCAUAUUUAGGAAACUGCUUCUUGCUUUUCCAGUUUAUACCUUAAAUGUUUUGUUCAUUAAUCUUACCUUGAGAAAUAUAAGAUCUAUUUAGGAAGGAAACUUGAUUCUAUUUGUUAACACAGAAUUUUACUUGAAAAACAAGGUUACUUAUUUACAGAAGGGUGUUUGCAAAAGAAACUUUUGGACUUGUUCUUGGACCAGUAAUGGUUUGUUAAUUUAAUUUAUCACUUACUAGACAAGACUAAAUAAUUUUUCUUCGCAUCUCAAGUCUUACUUUGCUAUUCCAUAUUUGUAUAGUCGUUUUAUGUAAUUCAUUGUUAUAUUACCUUGAAUAGAUUAAUCAAAUAUCUUGAA
Molecule: messenger RNA, 11306 nt
Organism: Mytilus californianus (California mussel)
Lineage: Eukaryota; Metazoa; Mollusca; Bivalvia; Mytilida; Mytilidae
Exons: 2
Coding region: 9650-10927 (425 amino acids)
Source: RefSeq, a predicted model, not a curated record